AUGCCUACAAUGGAAUCAUUGGAAGCUCUGGCGAACGAUGAGACGGCUAUGGUGGGGUUUCUACCACUCGCUUCCGCUUCUCAGCAGCCCUACGUCUCCGAACUCCUUUCAUUUACUCUCGAUCGCCUGCACAAGGAGCCGGAACUAUUGAGGGUGGAUGCGGAGAGAAUUCGGAGGCAGAUGCAGGAGGUGGCUGUGGGAAAUUAUCGCGCAUUCAUUGUAGCGGCCGAUGCGUUGCUCGAGAUCCGAGAGGAGGUUUCCUCUAUCGAUAAACACCUCGAAUCUCUGAUAGCUGAAAUCCCAAAGCUAACUUUUGGUUGCACUGAGUUUCUUGAGUCAGCAGAACAAAUUUUGGAGAAGAGGAAGAUGAACCAAACCUUGCUUGCCAAUAAUAGUACUUUGCUUGACUUGCUUGAAAUUCCUCAGCUUAUGGACACAUGUGUACGGAAUGGAAAUUAUGAUGAAGCUCUUGAUUUAGAAGCAUUUGUUGUAAAACUUACAACAAUGCACCCAAAAAUUCCUGUGAUUCAGGUCCUUGCUGCUGAAGUUCAACAGACCACCGAGUCUCUUCUUUCUCAGCUUCUCCACAAGCUCAGAUCAAACAUUCAGUUGCCAGAAUGCCUUCGCAUCAUUGGCUACUUGCGUCGGAUAGGCGUAUUUAGCGAGUACGAAAUGCGCCUACAGUUUUUGAGAUGCCGCGAAGCAUGGCUUACUGGAAUACUCGAUGACUUAGACCAGAGAAAUCCAUAUGAAUAUUUAAAAAGGAUGGUAAAUUGUCACAGAAUGCAUCUUUUUGAUGUCGUUAACCAAUACCGAGCCAUAUUUGCUGAUGAUACAUCAGGCAGUGAAGAAAAUCAUGAUGCUGGGCUUCUGUUCAACUGGUCCUUGCAUCAAAUUACCUCUCACCUCGAAACUCUUAAAGUCAUGCUUCCUAAGAUAAGUGAAGGAGGAUCUUUGUCAAAUAUUCUAGAUCAAUGCAUGUAUUGUGCCAUGGGUCUUGGCUGGGUUGGGUUGGAUUUUCGCAGCCUGCUUCCACCUCUAUUUGAAGAAGCAGUCCUUAAUUUAUUCUCGAAUAAUAUGAGCGCAGCUGUUGAGAAUUUUCAGUUAGUGUUGGAUUCUCAUCGUUGGGUCCCAUUACCAGCAAUUGGCUUUCCUGCCAAUAGUUUGGGUGAAGAAAAUCUGGAUGAUGUUACUCCUCCUUCUAGUCUUAUGGAGCAUCCACCUCUUGCUGUUUUUAUAAAUGGUGUAUCAGCAGCUAUGAAUGAACUACGUCCUUGUGCUCCAUUAAGUUUGAAAAAUGUGCUUGCUCAAGAGUUAGUUAAGGGACUGCAGGCUGUUUCUGAUUCUUUAUUGAGAUACAAAACAACUAGGAUGCUCAGAGACAAUGAAUCUUUACUUUUCCUUAAGCUGUGCCAAGCAUUUAUCGAAGUUGCUUUUCCGCAUUGUGUCACCUGCUUUGGUCGCUGUUACCCUGGUGGAGCUGCACUGAUUGCUGAUGCCAAGAAUUUAUUUGAUGGAAUCAAUCGCUUAUUGGCAACUUCUCCCUCAAGAACACUACCAAAGCAAGUACAUACUGUGGACUCGAAGAGCAUGUCAGAGAAUGGGAAUCUGCCUGUGGCGGAAAAUGGGGUAGUACAUUCAGAUGAACGAGCAGCGAGUGACAACAAAAAGGAAAAAGAACAAAAUAACAUCAGCCCACAAAUGAGAAGCUCAGUAACGAAUGAAGAUAAUUUGGAUCCGCAGCGUCAAGAAGUGCAGAUAUAG
Fraxinus pennsylvanica is the source of this 1764-nucleotide messenger RNA. The record is from the annotation of a GenBank genome assembly. NCBI's taxonomy places the organism in Eukaryota, Viridiplantae, Streptophyta, Magnoliopsida, Lamiales, Oleaceae.